AUGAUAAAGUAUAGUACCGCUCUUGAAUUUACCAAAUACUUGAUUAAGGAAACUCAUUACCUGCCUUGGUUCACAGCUAUUGGCAGGUUGGAACAUAUAGUUGAUCGCCUAGAAAAUACCGGAAAUUUUGGAUAUUUUGCCAAUUAUUACUUACAACAAUUGAAGCCAUUGCUUAAGAUCUUAAAAUUCGAAAAUACUGGUGACCACUUGGAAAGAUUACUAAGAGUAGCAGCUAUGGGAGUUGCAUGCCGUCUUAACGAGUAUGAAUGCAAUAAGGAUGCCAGCAAGAUGUUCUGGGAUAACGCUAUGAAUGACUCUAACAUGAUACCACCAUCUUUGAGGAGAAUAGUCUUAUCGGCAGCUGUUGCUAAUGGAGAUUCUAGGGCCUUCACCAGGAUAUGGAAUAAACUUAAUACCACGUAUAAGACUACCAUUAGACCAGAUAUGUUAAGGGCUUUAGCUAGAUCUAAAGAACCUUGGUUGCUUAAGGCCUACAUACAUAUGGCACUCCAUUCAAAUAAUCUUAGCCAAGGCGAAAAAGCUAACGUCUUUAAUUUCGUAGCCGCGAAUCCUGUUGGUCGACAUGUACCGUGGGAAUAUAUCAAAACUAACUUCAACAUGAUGUAUGGACAGGCUAAAAACAAUUCUCAAUUGAAUACAUUUGGAAGAAUGUUCGUAAGCUCUGUCCAGAGAUUCGAUACCAUGCCAAAGUAUAUGGAGGUGGAAAUGUUCUUUGAGAGACAUCCAGAGCUUAGCGGUUAUAAAUCUUCUGUAUUAAAUAGCAUCCAUACCAACAUUAUGUGGUUACAAAAACAUGCAAUGCAAAUUAAGCAGUUUUGUCAGGCUAAUACAGAGCAUAUGGAGACUAUGUAA
Messenger RNA from Trichoplax adhaerens, 873 nucleotides. RefSeq lists its product as uncharacterized. The transcript has 7 exons. Bases 1 to 873 code for a protein of 290 amino acids. NCBI's taxonomy places the organism in Eukaryota, Metazoa, Placozoa, Uniplacotomia, Trichoplacea, Trichoplacidae. The record is from RefSeq and is a predicted model, not a curated record. Gene Ontology annotation, biological process: proteolysis; peptide catabolic process. Gene Ontology annotation, cellular component: cytoplasm. Gene Ontology annotation, molecular function: peptide binding; metalloaminopeptidase activity; zinc ion binding.